Auxenochlorella protothecoides is the source of this 807-nucleotide messenger RNA. RefSeq lists its product as hypothetical. The transcript is spliced from 5 exons. The record is from RefSeq and is a predicted model, not a curated record. The coding region runs from base 1 to 807 and encodes 268 amino acids. NCBI's taxonomy places the organism in Eukaryota, Viridiplantae, Chlorophyta, Trebouxiophyceae, Chlorellales, Chlorellaceae.
AUGGCGGAGGAUGUGGCGCAGCUUCUAGAUCACCUCGGCUGGCAUUCCAAGGUCCACCUGGUGGGUCAGAGCCUGGGCGCCAAUGUCUGCAUGAAGGCCGCUGCCAAGCAGCCCGACCGCUUCGCAUCCCUCACCAUGCUGGGCGGGGUGCUCAGCGGCAUGCACAUGCUGAAGAACGCCUGCCUCCAGACGCCCCGCCUGACUGUCACGAAUCUUUUUGGGAGCCGCAGCGAGAAGCUGGCAUGCAGCCUGAAGUUCCACUUCACCAAGGACUUUCUGGAGGCAGACACAGGGAACGGGAAGCCUCGGCUGCAGGCCAUGGUGGAGAAGCUGGAAGGCGAGAUCGCCGAGCGCCGCGCACUGCAGCCCGACCGCCGCAUCGCUGCUGCGAGGAAGAAAGGGCGCUGGGGCCAGCUGUGGGCCACCGCGAUGCACAGCAUGAAGGGGUCGGAGGAGCGCGCCAUCCGGCACGCGCCACACCUGCGGCCCCUCGUCCUGCAUGGCUGGGAGGACAGGCUUAUCUCCCCCAGCCACCUCCAGAAGCUGGGCCACUCGCUGGGGGCCCGCAUGCUGGCGGUUCCCGCUGGCCAUGCCGGCAUCGGCAUCGAGGCCUGCGAGACCAUCGCCCAUGCUUUCCAGAACCAGAUCCUGGGUGGAGGCGUGCUGGGCACUGGCAGCGGUGUGCCCCCCUCCUGCCAGGCCCUGCGCUACCCUGGAAUGCACACCUUGGGCGGCGCCUGCUCGGAGGGUCUGGAUGAUGCGCUGGAGCGGGGGUCCCACGCAGAGAGCGCGGGCGGUGGCCGGUGA